CACUCAAAAAUCAGCUCUUGAUCCCCGAAUUCCCACACACUCCAGACUGAGCUCUGCAGUAGCCAUGGCAACCACCCUGCUGGGAUUGCUGGGAGUUUUGCUCUGUGCCCUUGCCGUUAGUUCUGAAGUCACGCCACAAGCUGACUUCGAUGUCAAGGGGGUGGCUGGGAAAUGGUACCUGAUUGGUUUUGCCACAAAUGCCGAGUGGUUUGUCACCCGCAAAGCGAACAUGAAGAUGGGCAUCGCCAUGAUGACACCCAGUGAUGAAGGAGAUCUGGAGAUGGCAUAUUCCAGUCUCAAUCCUGAUGGCUCGUGCUGGAAGAUGAACCAUCUGGCUCAAAAGACGGAUAUUCCAGGGAAAUUCAGCUUCCGCAGUCAAGACUGGGAGACUGACAAUGACAUGCGUGUUGUUGAUGUGAAGUAUGAUGAAUAUGCUUUGAUCCACACCAUCAAGACCAAAGCAGACUCCACCACGCUUCUCAACAAACUCUACGGCCGAACCCCAGACCUGAGCCAGGACGUCCUGGACAAGUUCACUGAGGUUUCUCUGGAGCAAGGCAUUCUGUCUGAGAACAUCGCCAUCCUGCCUAAAAAUGACGAGUGCCCUUGAUGUGAAUCCUGACUGAUUUAUUAUGACUGUAGUGAAUCAUUUGUGUUUCACUCUCUCACUAUCAGUGCUUUUACCUUCUUAGAAGUUCUCUUCAUCGUUUCUUCUUAUUUCUUCACAAGACUGGACCAAUAAAAUCGUUUGUGAAUCU
Carassius carassius (crucian carp) is the source of this 758-nucleotide messenger RNA. RefSeq names its product Lipocalin-like. Gene Ontology annotation, molecular function: small molecule binding. The coding region runs from base 65 to 610 and encodes 181 amino acids. The record is from RefSeq and is a predicted model, not a curated record. NCBI's taxonomy places the organism in Eukaryota, Metazoa, Chordata, Actinopteri, Cypriniformes, Cyprinidae. The transcript is spliced from 6 exons.